Molecule: messenger RNA, 909 nt
Organism: Danio rerio (zebrafish)
Lineage: Eukaryota; Metazoa; Chordata; Actinopteri; Cypriniformes; Danionidae
Gene: cela1.3
Product: chymotrypsin like elastase family member 1, tandem duplicate 3
Biological process (GO): proteolysis
Cellular component (GO): extracellular region
Molecular function (GO): serine-type endopeptidase activity; peptidase activity; endopeptidase activity
Source: RefSeq, marked validated
CAAACGUCUAGAAAGACUAGAAACAUGCUGAGAAUCCUGCUGUUGAGUGUGCUGGCGACAUUAGUGCUGGCUGAGCCCAGAUAUUUGGAAGAUAUAGACAUUGAGGGAAGGGUUGUUGGUGGAGAGGUGGCAAAACCCAACUCCUGGCCUUGGCAGAUCUCUCUCCAGUAUCUGUCUGGAAGCAGCUACUAUCAUACCUGUGGUGGAUCUCUGAUCAGACCAGGAUGGGUGAUGACCGCUGCCCACUGCGUUGACAGUCCUAGAACUUGGCGCGUUGUCUUGGGUGACCAUGACAUCUACAACCAUGAGGGUCGCGAGCAGUAUAUAAGUGUCAGCCGUGCUCAUAUCCACCCCAACUGGAACAGCAACAGUUUGUCUUCUGGAUAUGACAUUGCUCUUCUGGAACUGUCCAGCGAUGCUUCUCUGAACUCAUAUGUGCAGCUGGCCGCACUGCCACCCUCUGGACAGGUUCUCCCCAACAACAACCCUUGUUACAUCAGUGGCUGGGGCCGCACGCAGACUGGUGGGUCACUCUCUGCCGAGCUGAAACAGGCAUAUCUGCCCGUGGUGGACCACGAUACUUGUUCCCGCAGCGAUUGGUGGGGAAGCACUGUGAAGAACACCAUGAUUUGCGGUGGCGAUGGCACUCUUGCAGGAUGUCAUGGUGACUCUGGCGGUCCUCUGAACUGUCAGGUCAGCGGUCAGUAUGUCGUCCAUGGUGUGACCAGCUUUGUGUCAUCAGCAGGUUGCAAUACCAACAAGAGACCAACAGUCUUCUCUCGUGUCUCUGCCUACAUCAGCUGGAUUAAUGAUGUCAUUGGGAAAUGAGAUAAUUGAAAGACAAACAUCAUGUUUAAAUUUCAACAUUUGCAUUUGCCAGAAACACAAUAAACAUCAUCUAACGUUGAA